AUGAAGUAUUUGGGUAAGGAAUACUUCUUAGCACUGUUUGCAAAAACGAGAAGCGAUCGAAUUCCUCGGGGAACGGUCACAGUAUCUGCUUUAGAUAAGAUAGCAAGGGUUGAAAUCUUCCUGAACUCUACUGUACAGUUUAAGAAUGCCAUGUAUUACAACGGCGACAUUUUGAUAUACAUUCUUCGUCCAUUCGAAUCCUUACAGCUUCGUCCGAAAUAUACAAAUAUAACGGGUUCUCGUGUCGUCGCGAACACCUCUGUUACAGUAACAGUUGGCGCUGAUUGUGUCAAUGUUCCCGAAGACAUCAAGUAUUGUGACCAUCUGUCAGAACAAUUAGCACCACUGGAAGCAUGGGGAGCACUCUAUGCGUUAAGCCCGUUCCCAGUUAGACGUUCUGGAUAUAUAUUUCAGAUAGUAGCAGGCCGGGAUAGCACAACGGUAUACUUUUACAACGGAACUACUGUGGAAAUGAACAUGGGUGAUUUCAUAACAGUUAACAUUCCUUCCCAAAACAUGACCUUCGUUUCUGCAGACAAGCCAAUUUCUGUCAUUCAGUAUGUCAAAGGGAAAACCUCAGACAGCAUGACUAAUUCUGACCCUUCAAUGAUUAGAGUCAUUCCGAUCGAACAAUAUGUAAAAAGCACAGUCUUUCCUGUAGAACAAGCCAACAGAUUGUCAACGUCGACAAACAUUAAUACCGUCUAUCUUGAAAUCACCUCCGAGUGUAAAUACUUGAAGAACAUCUCGGUUUUCCAAAACUAUCGACCAUUGUCAAGAGAAUGGAUAGAGGAAUAUUCUCUAAAGAUACUCAACGGAACUGAAAUGUGCUCAAGAUGGUGUGUCGUUACAGAUGGCAGAUACUCCGUAGAAAGUGAUCGUGUCAUCACUGACGACGGACAGACGAUCUACCCCAGGUUUCGUGCAGUCGUAUAUGCUAUAGGUAAAGAUGAAUCAUACAUAUACCAAGCAGGAUCAAGCGAUAGAACAUUGAAUGAUAUUUCGGAAUCAGAGAGUACUACGAAUACAGGUCACCUCCAAGUUUUGAUCAACCCUCAUUUCGUCAUCGUAGAGGCCACUGCACUCGUCGUAUCCUGGGUGAUAACAGAGGAUGGGGUUGGUCUCUUUGAUAGGUGCACUGCAUUUAUUACAGGAGACACCAUAGCCCGAUCUGUCCUUAUCAACACCGAGCCACCUGUAAGCCUUUCAGGACUUCUUCCAGGAACCAAGUACUCCAUCAGGAUCAACUGCUCCAACAACUUCGGAAUCCAUGACUGGAUUGACUUUCCACCCGAGACCACUCUCAACGCUGUUCCUGAUAGACCUUCUGUUCUAUACGAGACUGUUGGUGGAAUUGACAGUUACAGCUUUCAAGUCAACGUGUCAUAUACAACAUCAACUGGACAGAUCAGCUGCUAUGAAUUCAUCGUUGUCCAACUGCACAAUUCUUCGGGAAACAUUGAUUCCGAUGACGAUGCUUACUAUGAUGUCAGUGAUUACAAGAUCACCAAUAACCAGAUAGGAAUUCCCUUCAGAGUGAUGGUGCUCAAAUCCCUCCCGAUCGAUAACGUCAUCACGAUCGGAUCGGUGAUAGAGAGACAAUCAGAAUGCAACAUGGCGGAUGGACAUAGUGAAGAUGAUGAAAGAACAAAACGAGAUGCACGUAUUGUGAAUAGUACUAUUCUCAGAGCUACAAAUGGUCCGCUUAAUCCAGGUGGAUAUUACACCUGUUUUCUUCGAGUUUACUCACCAACCGGCAAAGGCGGGGUUAGUAUUCUCAUUCUUUUCUCCUCGACCUCAUCUCUGCUGAAGUUUUAUGUAUUUCUUUUAAUGUUUUGA
Messenger RNA from Lytechinus variegatus (green sea urchin), 1839 nucleotides. RefSeq lists its product as uncharacterized. Bases 1 to 1839 code for a protein of 612 amino acids. The transcript is spliced from 6 exons. Lineage: Eukaryota; Metazoa; Echinodermata; Echinoidea; Temnopleuroida; Toxopneustidae. Gene Ontology annotation, molecular function: protein binding. The record is from RefSeq and is a predicted model, not a curated record.